CCGAGCCCGUCCAAAUACAGAGCAGAGAGUAGAGAGUAGAGAGAGUGUAGAGGCUUUGUUUGUAGAUCCGAAUAAGAAAGAGAAGUAGAAGAAGAAUUAUAGGUGGGGAAGGACUCCUUCAAUUCAAUUUCAUCAAUCAAUAUAUCUAAGAAAACUCUUUGACUAAGCUAUUACUUUCCCUUUUUUCCAUUUCUUGGAACUAUAAGCUUCUCUACUUUCAGAUUCAAUAAAUCUUUGCAGAACAGGUAGUAAAACUCACCAUGUACAAGCAGUCACCUAGUAGGAACCAUAGAUCCAAAGGUGUCAAGGUUAAGAAUGUUUUACAAAUCUGUCUGUUGCUUGCUGUUUGCUUUUGGCUGAUUUACCAGGUCAAGCACUCACAUGAUAAAAAGAGAGAAUUUGAUGAAGAUGAUGCCAAGUCUUCAAUUAAGAGUGGAAGUAGCAAUGAACUUAUGAAACUUGGAAGGAAAGAUCUACCACGGAUUGAGGGAUUAGAUACAGUUGAUGAGAAGCAUAGGGAGGAACCUGAAGAUGAAACAGUGGAAGAAGAAGAAGAAGGGAAUAAGCCUGAGGAAGAAGAUCUAGAAGAGAACAAUACUAAAGAGAAGAAUGGUGAACACAGAGAAGAUGGAGAAGAUGAGGUUGAUGAUCAUGAUCAAGAGAAGAAUGAUGAACGCAGAGAAGAUGGAGAAGAUGAAGUCGAUGAUCAUGAUCAAGAGAAGAAUGAUGAACACAGAGAAGAUGGAGAAGAUGAGGUCGAUGAUCAUGAUCAAGAGAAGAAUGAUGAACACAGAGAAGAUGAGAUCGAUGAUCAUGAGAAGUCUGAUGUAGAGCGUAAUCAAGAAGUGGAUGCUGUUGAUGAAGACAAGGAACGAGGAGAAGAUAACGAGAAGGAAACUGAAGUGAAUGAUAGUCAGGUGGAGGAAGAAAAUUCAUUGGAGGACCAUGAUCACGACGAGGACUCAAGCAGUUCACAUGAGGCACGUGAAGAACAUUAUAAAGCAGAUGAUGCUUCAAGUGCAGUGACUCAUGAUACAGUUGUAACUACAACUGAAAAUGAGAGUGGUAAGGUAGAGCAAGAAGUAGAACAUGCUGCUGAAGCCAAGAGUGAAGAUGGUGUUAAUAACAUUAUGCAGAUCAAUGCCAGCCAAAAUACAACAGCGGCUUUGAAGGAGGAAAAUGGUAAAGCAGAUGAGGAAGACAGUCCUCCAAACACAACAAACAUUGAAGAGAAGCAUGAUGACCCAAUCUUAUCCACUGCUGCAGAUAAUUCAGUUUCAAAUUCCACAAGAACAGAAGGAUUGACUGAUAAUUCUGAAUCAAGAACCUACUCGAAAGAACUGAGCACACAGACUCAUGACCUUCUACAGAAUGGAACCCAGGCCACAGUAGGGGAUACAACGUCUUCCAACAUGUCAACUAGUACUUCACAGCAAAGCAGCAACUCUGCAGAUACGGUGGAUGACAAUCAAAUUGAUUCUAAUUUAACAUUUUCCUCUAAAAACGACGAGUUAGACUCAAUACCGGUCGAUUCCUCCAAUGUGUCUGGUGAUACAGAGCCUUCCCUGGCAGAAAAAGUCGUCCAAGGGAAUGCAACUGCUGAAGCAGUAGAUAAUGAGGGGUUGCCUUUGAAUGAUAACAAUGCAACUGAGGUUGAGAAGGCAGAUACUAGCAGUGAAGAAACCGGAACUACUGAUGAAGACGUGGAUGCGUCAAUUGUUGAGAAUUUGGGAGAAGUUCAAGAUGAUCUGAUUGAUACUUCUGAUUCGUCCACCCACUUGGAAGAGAAACAUGUCCGCACAGAUGUGGAAACUCUUCCUGAAAUACAAACUGAAGGAAGCAUGGAAGAUGCUGCAGCAGAAUGAUAACUGUACAAUUAAACAAGUAGUGUGUUUAGUUUCGUGAUGAGUUUUCACACUUCCGUUUACUAUUAUUCAGUUUCACAAAUGUGCAAAAUUCAUAAGCUGUAGACCAUAUUAAUGUUACAGGCAUAAUAUAGGCAAGAGUGAAGGGCUCCAACUUGUAUAAUCGUUUCUACUUUCUAGCCUCUUUAGAACAAAGAGUGUCUUCCAUUUUUCUGUUUAAUCUAUUUUCUAUAUAGAUUGUGUUGCUUCUGUUA
Molecule: messenger RNA, 2119 nt
Organism: Solanum stenotomum
Lineage: Eukaryota; Viridiplantae; Streptophyta; Magnoliopsida; Solanales; Solanaceae
Exons: 2
Coding region: 261-1865 (534 amino acids)
Source: RefSeq, a predicted model, not a curated record